UAUCCAUGUCAUGGUGCGGAGCGACUGCCCCUUCGAUAGCCAUCGUGCUGCAAAUGCAGUGUCUAUAAGUGUGUAGAUUGUAAGCCUUAAGUCGCCAAUUUGUACCAUCGGGAUGGCGAUGUGAACGCACCGCACCUUGGUGUCAGAUCUUCGGUGUGUAACCUUACCGAUAUUUCGGAUCGGUUUCGGCAGCCUUUCGUCUGGGCCUAAUAAGGCAGGCACGAGCCGUUUGCUAAUGUGGAGCAAGACGCUGAGAUCCCGGCAGACUCUUGACAAUGCAUAUCGCACCCAGCGGAAUACGUCGACAUCUAACAAAGGCCAAGGUAACGUUCUUUCAUCGUUUAGGCCUGGCCCGGUUGCGCGGGUCAGCGCAAGAAACACUAAUGUGCUCAUCUUUCGUAAGCAGCAAGUUCCUCCUGUGAAAGCCGCUCUUUUCCGUUCCUUCUGCGGCGGUGAAAUUCGGCGUUCACACGUGGUGUCCCUUCCACAGUCUAAUGUAGGAAAGUAUGUUUCGUGCUCAACGUUAGGAGAAACAGUGUGGAGCGUAACAAGACAUGAUAGCUGGAGAGGUUCAGUACCUCCACACCUACAGCCGAGCUGGACGCCCUACCGUCACGGAGCAUAGAGCCCUAAUAUCGGGCCCUUGCUUCACCACUACCGGUGUGAAUCCACUCGUGAUUGCGCCGUGCGGGAGCCAUCCUGUCGAUGAAGACGGAGUUCAAGCGUACUAUGCACUCGGAUGAACCCUGGUCGGCGGGACUGCUUUGCUUGCUUCAACAUAGUUAUUCGUGGGAAGAGUGCGCUAGAUCUGGUCUGCGCUGCUUUUCUUCACAUUGUCCACAGGAUCUCGUAAGUGAACAUUAGGCAUCUCUCAAGCGUGCAAUUUCGUGAUCAGGCUCGGUGCGCCCAAUAGCACAGCAUCAGCACUCGUUACCCUUACGCACACACAGUAUGUCCGUUGUUACGCUGGAAUCUUCACUUUGAGAUGCGCAAGUGAAUGGGGUGGAGUCUUUUCACUGAACCGUGAAGCAUGGUAGAGUUGCUGCGGUGUAACAUUCCCCAACCGCGCGGCUCCUUCCACUUGGCUCAGGCUGCAUGUCCAGGCCGCUUUAGGUUCUUAGUCG
Molecule: messenger RNA, 1124 nt
Organism: Baudoinia panamericana UAMH 10762
Lineage: Eukaryota; Fungi; Ascomycota; Dothideomycetes; Mycosphaerellales; Teratosphaeriaceae
Exons: 1
Coding region: 236-625 (129 amino acids)
Source: RefSeq, a predicted model, not a curated record